CCAAUUCCCAAAUCCCAAUCAACUGCAUUAUACUUUUCCGUCUUCCACAGUUCCACUUACCCGGGAAAACAUUUUCCUCCCAUUUUUCUUUCUCCCAAAAGGAAUCCCCAAACUCACUCCUCCGAUGGAAAUGGAUUCCCUCCCCAACGGCAACAGCGCCGCCACGAACCCGAGCUCGGCGCUGCCGAACCCCGCUGCCGCGGCAGCUCCGCCAUCGUCGAAGCUGAACCAAUUGGCGGAGUCGCUGAAGUUGGAGCACCAGUUCCUAAGAGUCCCCUUCGAGCACUACAAGAAGACGAUCCGAGCCAACCACCGCGUCGUGGAGAAGGAGAUGUCCGCCGUCGUCUCCGGCCUCGCCGAAGCCGCCGACCGUGACGGCUUGUCGCGCGACGACGCCGUCAACCAUCUCACCUCCCUCGUUUCCAGGUUGCAAGGGCUUAAACGAAAGUUGGAAGAGGGGAGUCGAGUGGAGAACUUGCAGGCGCAGAGAUGCCGAGCUCGGCUCGAUCACUUAGAGUCAGCGGAUGCAGAGAACUUGUCUGAAUGGAACAAUGUGCGAGUGAAGCGCAUUCUCGUGGACUACAUGUUGCGCAUGUCGUAUUAUGAUACUGCGGUGAAGUUGGCAGAAAGCAGCAAUAUCCAUGAUCUUGUUGAUAUCGAUGUAUUCCAAGAAGCAAAGAAGGUUAUUGAGGCUCUUCAAAAUAAGGAGGUAGCUCCUGCACUAGCAUGGUGUGCAGAUAACAAGUCAAGGUUGAAGAAAUCCAAGAGCAAAUUCGAAUUUCAGUUAAGACUUCAGGAGUUCAUAGAGUUGGUACGAGCAGAAAAUAACUUGCGAGCUAUUACAUAUGCUCGAAAGUACCUUGCGCCUUGGGGUUCUACCCAUAUGAAAGAAUUGCAGAGGGUCUUUGUAACACUAGCUUAUAAGAGCACUACUGAAUGUUCGACAUACAAGGUUUUAUUUGAACCAAAGCAAUGGGAUUACCUUGUGGACCAAUUCAAACAGGAAUUCUGCAAAUUAUAUGGCAUGACGCUUGAACCUUUGCUAAAUAUAUAUUUACAAGCAGGGUUGUCUGCUCUGAAAACGUCAUAUUGUUACGAAGAUGAUUGCACCAAGGAGGACCCACUGUCACAGGAGAAUUUUCGAAAACUUGCCCUUUCAUUACCCUUCUCCAAGCAGCAUCACUCAAAGCUUGUAUGCUACAUAACUAAAGAAUUAAUGGACACAGAGAAUCCACCGCAAGUCUUACCUAAUGGCUACGUCUACAGUAGUAAGGCUCUUGAAGAAAUGGCUAAGAAGAACAAUGGAAAAAUUACUUGUCCGAGGACAGGUUUUGUCUGCAACUACAAAGAUUUGGUGAAGGCGUACAUAUCAUAAAUCCUAUAUUUGACUUGUUACAGUAACUUGAGGUAAUAAGCCUUUUGCGCAUGGCUCUUUAAUGAUUGGAGUCCUUCUGUGCUCUGUGGAUACAUCUUUGUUGUUGGACACGCCUGAAAUUCCCAUUUUACGGACCUGCAUCAAACAAUUGUCCUCGUACCUUGUGAUAAUCUUGAAAACUUCUUGUAAAUAUUCUCACAAUUGUUUUACUAGUGUUACUGUCUGCCUUUACUUCUAUCAUGAAUUGUACUUUUGCGCAUAAUUUGCAAUCCACUGAAAUUUAUGGUAUUUUUCACUGGGAGCU
This is a messenger RNA of Morus notabilis, 1679 nucleotides long. Its product is annotated as protein MAEA homolog. Bases 125 to 1375 code for a protein of 416 amino acids. Gene Ontology annotation, biological process: proteasome-mediated ubiquitin-dependent protein catabolic process. The record is from RefSeq and is a predicted model, not a curated record. Gene Ontology annotation, molecular function: ubiquitin protein ligase activity; protein binding. The transcript has 7 exons. Lineage: Eukaryota; Viridiplantae; Streptophyta; Magnoliopsida; Rosales; Moraceae. Gene Ontology annotation, cellular component: cytoplasm; nucleus; GID complex.